AUGAGGUACCUGGAGAAAACAAGUGGAGAUGUCCAAGAGGCACCUGGAGGGCAGCUCGGAAGCCCCAGGCCUCUGGCUCUUUCUUCUACAAUGAGUGAUGCCCAAGAUCCUACCACAAUCCCUGCGGUUGGCACCCAGGUGAAGCUGAGGGGCUGGAGCCGUCAAGGGGAAGGGGGUGAGUCUUUCCAUUUCCGCCGGCACCAGGAGCUCCAGGCCUUCCUCAGCCUUUUGGAGCACAGUUUCCUCCAGGAUUUCCUCUCCAAAGAUCCCUGUUUCCAGAUUUCAGAUAAGUAUCUCCUGGCCAUGGUGCUGGUCUACUUCCGGCGCGCCAACCUGCAGCUCAGCGAGUACACCCACAGCAAUCUGUUCCUGGCACUGUACCUUGCAAAUGACAUGGAGGAAGACCUGGAGGACCCCAAAAGCGUGAUUUUUCUGUGGGCCCUGGGCCAAGAUUGGCAUCGUCGAGUGUCAGACUUCCUGUGUCAGAGGGACAAGCUAUGGGCACGGAUGGGCUUCAGGGCCGUUGUGAGACGCCAGAGCUGCGAGGAGGUCAUGGCCAAGGAGCCGACCCACUGGGCCUGGACUCGGGAGAGGCAUCCCCACCAUGGCAGGGCUCAGAGGAGCUACCCAAAGGCUCAGAUACCCCUUCCCCGGGGCCCCGGCCUCUCGCCACCCCACUGUCCCCUGUGUGGCUUACCCCCUUGCCGCAGCCACCGCUGCCACCACCCCUGCCCCCUGCCUGUCAUAUCCAAGUGCCCUUCCCAAAACCCUGAGCGGCACCGCCCUCCCUCCCAAGCUUGUCUCUCAGUGGCUGGAGACUCCUGGAGUGGGGCCUUCCUCAUUGUCCUGCCCACCCAGCUGCAACUGGAGCCAGGCACCUACACCCUCCACAGUGAGUAG
This is a messenger RNA of Lipotes vexillifer (Yangtze River dolphin), 900 nucleotides long. It is a transcript of the gene SPDYC, whose product is annotated as speedy/RINGO cell cycle regulator family member C. Lineage: Eukaryota; Metazoa; Chordata; Mammalia; Artiodactyla; Lipotidae. Gene Ontology annotation, molecular function: protein kinase binding. The record is from RefSeq and is a predicted model, not a curated record. Bases 1 to 900 code for a protein of 299 amino acids. Gene Ontology annotation, biological process: positive regulation of cyclin-dependent protein serine/threonine kinase activity. The transcript has 7 exons.